This is a messenger RNA of Oncorhynchus mykiss (rainbow trout), 3551 nucleotides long. Its product is annotated as DENN domain-containing protein 11. Gene Ontology annotation, cellular component: cytoplasm. The record is from RefSeq and is a predicted model, not a curated record. Lineage: Eukaryota; Metazoa; Chordata; Actinopteri; Salmoniformes; Salmonidae.
CAAAUAGCACGUACAAUACUGUGGAUUCUUGAACGCACGCCAAAAGAACGAAAUAAUAAUUUAUGUACACUAUUUUUAUACCUGAGUGGAUGUGCAUCUUUACAUGGCCCUAUGCAAAAGGAGCAGGCUAUCAUACACAAAGUAGACAGCUUGUGUUUCGACGGAAUCAAUCAAUUUAACAUUUGCAAUUAGUCAAGCCGGGGGUCGCUGACAGCUGAGCCGCAAUGGUGGAGAAGUCCGACCGGGCACCGCUGCUGGACUGGGAGGAGGUUCCUCCCGCAGAGAAACGUGUUCCCACACCAGAACAGGAGAAGGACGUCAAGGGACCGAGCCCCGCCAACAAUCGGGCGUUGGGAUGCACUGCGCCGGGGAUAGGGUGGAGCACCAGUCCGGGGGGUCCUGGGUCUUUCACAUCAGCAGUCUCUAGCAUAGACACAUCCCUCUCAUCCAGGAGCACGGUCCCCACCCUUGCGGAAUGGGAUGCUCAGUGUCUUGACAAGGAUGACCAUACCCCGGCCCCAGGACAAGGAGAGGUGCCGCACGAUAUCAUGGUGAAAUGGGAGGAAAAGGAUCCGAUCGUGGCCGUGUUUGUGGUGACAUUUGAUACAAGAUCAGGUAACAUGUUAGAGUGGUGUCUGCCAGGGGACAUGAACCUGGAGGGAGUAGAGUUCAAGGCUAUGGCCAGCGGCUCCCACAGAGUCUCCAGCGACUUCAUAUACUUCCGUAAGGGCGGGUACUUUGGCCUGGCGUGCUUUGCCAACAUGGUGGUGGAGAGUGUGGUGGAGAGGGGGGCAAGAAUGAAGUCUGUGGGUAUCCUGUCAACCUCUUACACCCUGCUGUACCGAUACAUGAGCUUCCUGGAACACCAAGUCAGGCUCCAGUUGAAAACUCCUGGCCAGUACUCUCCCCUGGAGGCGUUCUUUGAGGAUAAGAGAUCAGUGCUGCCCCCCGAUGGGGAGAGUGUGGUUACUGCAUGUCCUGGCAGUGCCUGGGGAGCAGCAAUCAACCACUGCAUGCACCCUGAGAUGAAGAUCACCCACCCAGCUGGCUGCAUGUCUCAGUUCAUCCAGUUCUUUGGGGAGCAGAUCAUGGUCCUGUGGAAGUUAGCUCUGCUGAGGAGACGUAUCCUCAUCUUCUCUCCUCCACCUGUAGGGGUGGUCUGUUAUAGAGUGUACUGCUGCUGUUGCCUGGCCAACGUGUCCAUCCCGGGGGUGGGUGUGGCUGUGCCAGAGUUCCGCCCCUUCUUCUAUGUCAACGUGGCAGACAUCGAUACCCUGGAUACGGAACUGUCCUACGUAGCGUGCACCACAGAGAAGAUCUUUGAGGAGAAGCGGGACCUGUAUGAUGUCUAUGUGGAUAACCAGAAUGUGAGGACGACCAGAGAGAGUCUGAAGCCUUUACUGCGGCUCAACACUGCAGACCGAGAGAAGUACCGCAGACUCACUGAACAGAGGCAGAUGCUGUUAUAUUCUCAGGAGGAGAAUGGAGACUGUGUGUCCAGUGAAGAGGACCACUUCAUUCUGUUUUUCCUGGAGCAGAAUAACCGCAUCUUCCAGACGCUCAGUGAGGUGGCAGGGAGCCCUGAGCCCAUCCUAACCCAGGAGAGUGUGAGGGCCAUGGGGCUAGACCCUCACGGGGACAGGCUCUUCCUGCUCCACCUGCUGGAGACAUACGGCUAUGACAGCCUCCUGGUCACCGAUCACCCUUGCUGCAGCUGAGGCCCGGGUGGCACACUGACUGACAUACAGGGUCCUACACACUCAGACACGCAGACUCAAAACAGACAGUCUGGAGUCUGGACUAUGAGAGGUCAGAAUACUUUGGCAAGGCUGAGACCAGAGCCUGUAUUCAUAAAGCGUCUCAGUAGUGCUGAUCUCAGAUCCGUUUAGCCUUUUAGAGCUCAUUGAAUAAGACAGGGGGGACCUGAUCCUAGAUCAGCAUUCUUACUCCGAUGCUUUAUGAAUAUGGGAGACCCUCAGGCCCCAAAAAAAUGAAUGGAGAGAGCCACUGAACAAGAAAAUACUAAUGGAGUUUGGUUCUUGGUACUGUCCUAUGACAUUCAUGGAUGCUCAGUCUGGACUGUUAACCAUCGCCUUCCUGCCUGUCAAUAAAAUGUACAGUACCGAGGAAUGUCAUUCACGUCUAUCCCCAACCCUCUUUUUCUGGAGGAGUGGAGCCAACCACAAACAUCCUGGAACUAUGGAGAUUCUGUGCCUAUGAGCAGGAACUUACCAAGGAAGUCAUGCUUAGGUUUCCUUAUGUUUUCAAAUGGGGAGUUAAAUCUAAAGUCUGUUGUCAUGUCCUCAAACCGAGGGAGGAUUUGUCACUUCUCUUAAUAGGACGUCUAUGUUUUUUGAGAGAAGAAAUCGCCAAGCUUUUUGUCUGUAAAUAGAAAGGGAUCUGUAGAAUGUGUUUUAUUAUAAAAUGAUCCCAUUAAGUCACUGCUAAGCCCAGAACCUCUGUGGUCAGCAUUGUAUAGAAAUGGCCAUCAAAACCAUCCAUAAUCAUUUGGUUUCUGGUGAAAGAGGGGUCUGGACUCACCAGCACACUUUCUCAUGAUGUCCAACAUAGAAAUGUAACAACUUUAUAUGACUUUAAAAAUGUACCUUUAAAUCACCGCUGUUUGACCAAGAGGUUUUGGGCUCAAAUCUAAACGUAUGCUUUUGUGUGUUUCCGCAGUUCUCUAUGUCAAAUACACAAAGAGUGAAAAAUGUGAAAGAGCUGGUGGCUCAAUGGUUAAAUCCCAUCCUUGAGACCAAGAGGUUGUAAGUUUGAACCUAAUUUCCUAUACUAUCGUGUACGUUUCAGCAACUCGAUGUCAAACAUACAAAGAGUAUGGUAUAAAAUGUAAUGAAGGUGGUGGUGCAAUGGUUCAAUUACUGCCUUGAGACCAAGAGGUUCUAGCUUCAAACCUCGUCUACUUAGCUUUUGUGUACAUUUCCGCGACUUUAAUUGUCAAACAUACAAAGAGAAGUGUAAACAAUGUGAUGGUGGUGUAGUGGUUCUAUCUCUACCUCAACGCUUAGAGGUUGUGGGUUCAAAACAAAAAAAAUCUGCUUGUGUGUGUGUGUUUCCGCAACUCUCGAUGUCAAACAUACAUUGUGACUGUCAGAAAUACAAAGAAAAACAUAUCUACAGUAAUGGACCAGUGGAGGCUGGUGAGGGGAGGACGGCUCAUAAUAAUGGAUGUAUUGAAGUUAAGGGAAUGGUAUCAAACACAUGGAAACUAUGUGUUUCAUACCAUUCCAUUUAUUCCGCUCCAGCCAUUACCACAAGCCAGUCCUCCUCAAUUAAGGUUCCACCAACCUCCUGUGAUGGAGACACUUUACAUCAAUGUUGGUAAACUGUGAAUGACUGAGGGUGGCAGGUAGCCUAACGGUUAUGAGCGUUGGACCAGUAACCGAAUGGUCGCUGGUUUGAAGCCCAAUACCGAAUAAGUGAAAAAUCUGUCAAUGCCCUUGAGCAAGGAACUUAACCCUAAUUGCUCCUGUAAAUCGCUCUGAAUAAGAGUGUCUGCUAAAUGACAAAAAACAUUUAAAUAAAAAUGUAAA